This is a messenger RNA of Fragaria vesca subsp. vesca, 4366 nucleotides long. Its product is annotated as protein NAP1-like. Bases 1 to 4143 code for a protein of 1380 amino acids. Gene Ontology annotation, biological process: cortical actin cytoskeleton organization; cell migration; cell morphogenesis. The record is from RefSeq and is a predicted model, not a curated record. Gene Ontology annotation, cellular component: SCAR complex. NCBI's taxonomy places the organism in Eukaryota, Viridiplantae, Streptophyta, Magnoliopsida, Rosales, Rosaceae. The transcript has 23 exons.
AUGGCGAAAUCGAGACAACAUUUCUCUAGCCAAGAUUCGUCAUUAUCACCCACUUCUGUGAGAUCAAAAGAGUGGGAGGGUCCGUCGAGAUGGACUGAGUACUUGGGUCCAGAACCUUCUCCCAUGACAUCUAGGAGCUCCAGGACUGCAGGUCCUGAUGGACAGAUUGUCCAAAGUGCAGGCGUGUCCCACAAAGGCUUAAACAUGCAGUGGGUAGUUCAACUAACUGAAGUAGCAGAAGGUCUUAUGGCUAAAAUGUAUAGGCUAAACCAAAUUUUGGAUUACCCGGAUCCAGUUGGACAUACAUUUUCAGAAGCCUUUUGGAAAGCCGGUGUGUUCCCCAACCAUCCAAGACUUUGCUUGCUACUUUCAAAGAAGUUCCCGGAGCAUUAUAGCAAGUUACAGCUUGAACGUGUUGAUAAGGUUGCCUUGGACGCCUUGCAUGAUAAUGCAGGGCUUCAUCUACAAAGCUUGGAACCAUGGGUUCAGCUGCUUCUUGACUUGAUGGCAUUUCGUGAACAAGCUCUACGGCUUAUAUUGGAUCUAAGCAGUACUGUUAUUACCUUGUUGCCUCACCAGAACUCGCUUAUACUACAUGCAUUUAUGGAUCUCUUCUGUUCAUUUGUCCGUGUUAACCUAUUCUCUGAGAAGAUACCGAGGAAAAUGAUGCUACAAAUGUAUAACCUUUUGCAUGCAAUAUCAAGAAAUGACCGAGAUUGUGAUUUCUAUCAUCGGUUGGUUCAAUUUAUAGACGGUUAUGAUCCACCCUUGAAAGGAUUGAAAGAAGACCUAAAUUUUGUGAGCCCCCGUAUUGGAGAGGUGCUAGAGGCUGUGGGUCCUAUCAUUUUUCUGUCAACAGAUACAAGAAAGCUCCGAAACGAGGGAUUCUUAAGUCCAUAUCAUCCUCGAUAUCCAGACAUCCUUACAAAUUCUGCACACCCAAUGAGAGCUCAGGAUUUAGCGAAUGUCACCUCGUAUCGGGAAUGGGUAUUAUUUGGGUACCUCGUUUGUCCAGAUGAGCUUCUACGCGUCACUAGCAUUGAUAUUGCUCUGGUCGUCUUGAAAGAAAAUUUGGUUCUUACAUUGUUCAGGGAUGAGUACAUACUUUUGCAUGAAGAGUAUCAGCUAUUUGUCCUGCCACGAAUUAUAGAAUCAAAGAAGAUGGCAAAAUCUGGACGUACAAAGCAAAAAGAAGCAGAUUUGGAGUAUAGUGUAGCAAAGCAAGUUGAGAAAAUGAUAAGUGAAGUGCAUGAGCAAGCAUUACUAUCAUGUGACGCCAUCCACCGUGAGAGGAGGAUAUUACUGAAGCAAGAGAUCGGAAGAAUGGUACUUUUUUUCACUGAUCAGCCUAGUUUGUUGGCUCCAAACAUACAGAUGGUAUUCUCUGCCCUGGCUUUUGCUCAAUGUGAGGUCCUCUGGUAUUUCCAACAUGUUGGAAUUGCAUCAUCAAAAUCAAAAGCCGUUCGAAUGGUGUCAGUUGAAAUUGAUCCAAGUGAUCCAACGAUUGGGUUUUUGUUAGAUGGAAUGGACCAUCUUUGCUGUUUGGUACGCAAGUAUAUUGCAGCAAUUAGAGGUUAUGCAUUGUCGUACCUUUCUUCUUGUGCUGGUAGAAUCCGGUUUUUGUUAAAUACCCCUGGGAUGGUGGCUCUCGACUUAGAUGCAAGCUUGAAAAGUCUUUUUCAGCAGAUUGUUCAGCACCUUGAAAACAUUCCAAAACCACAGGGUGAAAAUGUAUCUGCCAUUACAUGUGAUCUAUCUGAAUUUCGAAAGGAUUGGUUAUCAAUAUUGAUGAUAGUGACAUCAUCCCGGUCAUCUAUAAACAUAAGACAUUUGGAGAAAGCUACAGUCUCUACAGGGAAAGAAGGCCUGCUAUCAGAGGGAAAUGCUGCCUACAAUUGGUCCAGAUGUGUCGAUGAACUGGAAUCUCAAUUAUCAAAGCAUGCGAGUCUUAAGAAGUUGUAUUUCUACCAUCAGCACCUUACAGCGGUCUUCAGGAACACUAUGUUUGGCCCGGAAGGUCGCCCACAACAUUGCUGUGCCUGGCUUGGUGUUGCAAGUAGUUUUCCAGAGUGUGCUUCCCCCAUUGUUCCGGAAGAGGUAACCAAGAUUGGCAGAGAUGCAGUCCUUUAUGUUGAAUCUCUCAUUGAAUCUAUAAUGGGAGGACUGGAGGGAUUAAUUAACAUCCUUGAUUCUGAAGGAGGAUUUGGUGCCCUAGAGAACCAGCUUCUUCCGGAGCAGGCCGCUUCUUAUAUGAAUUCUGCUUCAAGAAUAUCAAUAACUUCAACUAAAUCUCCAAAAGGAGCACCGGGUUUCCCUUUGCCUGGCCAUGAGAGUCGUCCUGAAAAUAAUGCUUCUAUCAAGAUGUUAGAAGCUGCGGUGCAGAGAUUGACCAACUUAUGCUCAGUUUUGAAUGAUAUGGAGCCUAUAUGUGUUCUAAACCAUGUUUUUGUCUUAAGGGAGUACAUGAGGGAGUGCAUUCUUGGGAACCUUAGGAGGAGAUUGCUUGCAGUACUGAAAACUGACAAUGACCUCCAACGGCCUACGGUUCUUGAGUUGCUUAUUCGCAGACACAUCAGCAUUAUCCAUCUGGCAGAGCAGCAUAUUAGCAUGGACUUAACUCAGGGUAUUCGAGAGGUUUUGCUCUCAGAAGCCUUCUCAGGACCAGUUUCUUCUUUGCAUUUGUUUGAAAAACCAGAAGAGCAACAUACAGGAUCAGCCACUGAAGCUGUCUGCAACUGGUACAUUGAAAAUAUAAUCAAGGAUAUAUCAGGUGCUGGAAUCCUUUUUGCUCCAAUUCACAAAUGCUUCAAGAGCACAAGGCCUGUUGGUGGAUAUUUUGCUGAUUCAGUCACUGAUCUUAGAGAAUUAAAGGCCUUUGCUCGCAUCUUUGGUGGCUAUGGAGUUGACAGGCUAGACAGAUUACUGAAAGAACACACUGCUGCACUUUUAAAUUGUAUUGAUACAUCACUGAGAUCAAAUCGUGAUGUGCUAGAGGCAGUUGCUGGUAGUCUGCAUUCUGGAGACCGAAAUGAAAGAGAGGCUUCAAUAAAGCAGAUAGUCGAUAUAGACACGGUGAUUGGGUUUUGUGUUCAAGCUGGCUUGGCCCUGGCUUUUGACAGAUCUCUAGCUGAAGCUGCUGGCACUGUACUUUUUGAAGGUGCACCCUUGAUACAUUCAUUAUUAGCUGGAAUAUCUAAGCAUAUACCUGAAGAAAUACCUGAAAAGAAAGAAGUCAGGAGAUUGAGAGGGGUGGCAAACAAUGUUGGUGUAGUUGAUAAUCAUGAUUCCCAGUGGGUGAGAUUGAUCUUAGAAGAGGUUGGGGGUGCAAAUGAUGGGUCAUGGAGCCUAUUACCCUAUUUCUUUGCCGCCUUUAUGACAUCUAAUAUAUGGACUACCACAGCCUUCAAUGUGGACACUGGGGGUUUCAAUAACAAUAUUCAUUGCUUGGCAAGGUGCAUCAGUGCUGUAAUUGCAGGAAGUGAGUUUGUUAGAGUGGAACGUGAAUAUCAGCAAAGACAAUCUCUCUCAAAUGGCCAUGUUGGUGAAUCAGUGGACUCUGAACAAAGUCGUUUGUCAGCUGAAGCAAGCAUAAAAUCCACAAUGCAGCUUUUCGUCAAAUUCUCUGCAAGCAUUAUACUGGAUUCUUGGAGUGAAACUAAUAGAUCUCAUCUUGUAGCACAGCUAAUUUUCCUGGACCAACUCUGCGAGAUCUCACCUUAUCUUCCAAGAAGCUCUCUGGAACCCCAUGUUCCAUAUGCCAUUCUUCGUUCAAUAUACAGCCAGUACUAUACAAACUCUCCAAAUACACCACUCGCAUUACUAAGCAUUUCACCCCGCCAUUCGCCUGCUGUAUCGCUCUCACAUGCAUCUCCCGCAGCACGACAACCCCGUGGCGACUCCACUCCUCAGUAUGAUUCAGGUUAUUUCAAAGGAUCAUCAUCCCAUGGCCAAGAGCACAUUUAUGAUGGUGGAAGUUCACGAAGCACUGAACACAGGCAACAGAACUAUCGCCGUUCUGGGCCUUUAGAUUAUGGCUCAAGCCGAAAAGUUAAGUUUGCGGAGGGAUCAACUUCAGGGAACACAGGUCCCAGUCCACUACCAAGAUUUGCUGUCUCAAGGUCUGGUCCAAUAUCAUACAAGUAGAAAGCCAAGUAAAUCAUGUGUUACGAGGAUGGUAAAUUAUCUACUAUUGUGAUAUUAUUAAGCGCAGUUAUUCAUAAGCUUUAUAGGCAGAUGAGCUAGUUCAUAUAAAUUUUGACAAAAUAUAUAUCUAGAAUCGCUCAACUCUUUCCCACCUAUAGUGUGGCCUUGAUGAUGUAAAUUCUUUGCCAUUGGUAUUAUUUCGUGUACAUUCAUUCUGUUCUGG